AUGGCAGAACGCAGCGUCACUUCACAGCUCGACCAGCUCCUCCAAGGGCGCAACACGACAUGGUACAAGGGAAGGCUGGGCCUGCUCAAUCUCAUCGUGGCAUUCCUCUGUCUCACGCAGGCGAACAACGGGUUUGAUGGCUCGAUGAUGAACACCUUGCAAACGGUUCCAGCAUGGCGCGACUACUUUGGCAGCCCGGCAGGGGCCACACUCGGCCUCUUCAACGCUAUCCAGACGAUCGGCGGUAUCCCCGGUCUUCUCCUCUCGCCCUACCUCGCAGACUGGCAGGGGCGUCGACGGUGCCUCUUCUUCGGUCUCUGCAUCAUGCAGGCUGGAGCGAUCCUGCAGACUGCUUCCCAGUCGGUAGGCAUGUUUAUCGCCGCUCGUGGUCUCCUCGGCUUUGGUCUCUCGUUCGCCGGUCUCGCCUCGCCUUUGCUCAUCGGUGAGAUCGCCUACCCUUCUCACCGAGGGACAUGUACCGCCUUCUUUGGGGUCAACUACAGUCUUGGCGCCAUCAUCGCAGCAUGGGUCACCUUUGGCACAUUCCGCAUAGAGAGCACCUGGAGCUGGCGCAUCCCGUCCCUCCUGCAAGGUCUACCCGCCCUUAUCCAGAUGUGCUUCAUCUUCUUCUGCCCCGAGUCGCCUCGAUGGCUGUGCAACAAGGGGCGCGACGAGGAGGCGAUCCGCAUCCUCGCUAAAUGGCACGCCGACGGGGACGUCGACGACCCGCUCGUCACCUACGAGUACCAGGAGAUCAAGUAUGCACUCCAGAUCGAGCGGGAGGCCAAGGACUCGACAUCGUACCGCUCGAUCUUGGCGACCAAGGGGAAUCGGAAGCGGCUGUUUGUCGUCAUCGCUAUCGGCUUCUUCUCUCAAUGGUCUGGAAACGGUCUCGUAUCCUACUAUCUCAACCUGGUCCUGAACGGUGUAGGCAUCCGUGACCCCUUCUCGCAAACCCUCUUCAACGGCAUCCUUACCAUCGUCAACUACUUUUGGGCUAUCCUUGGUGCCUUCAUGGUGGAUCGUGCGGGGAGGCGGACAUUGUUCCUCGUGUCCACGGGCGGAAUGUGCCUCUCCUACGUCUUCUGGACAAUCUGCAGCGCCAUCUACUCGCAAUCCGCAACCAACCUCGACGCGGCGGGCAACCCGAUCGGCGCAAACGACGCGGCCGGCCGAGGUGUUCUCGCCUUCAUCUUCGUCUACUAUGCGUUCUACAAUAUCGCCUUUGCCCCUCUUCUCGCGCUGUACACGAUCGAGAUCACGCCAUUUCGCACGCGGGCAAAGUACAUCACCAUCGGAUCUCUUUCCAUCAACUGCGCACUGGUCUUUAACCAGUACGUUAACAGCAUCGCCAUCGGCGUUUUGGGCUGGAGAUACUACAUCGUCUACUGCUGCUGGCUGGCGUUUGAGUUCGUGGUGCUCUACUUCUCGAUCAUCGAGACUGUGGGCAAGAACGGGCCGCUUCCGCUCGAAGUCACCAACUUCCUCUUUGACGGCGACGACAAGGCGGCCCGCCUGGAACAGCACGGUCGAGAUGCGGCGCUCGCGGGCGGGACUGUGCCCGAUGGGGACAGCAAGGACGAGGAGGCGUUGGGGAUGCCAAACAAGGUUGGGGCGGAGGAUCAGCAUGUGGAGCAUGUGCCUGCGGCGGGCAAGUAG
Dioszegia hungarica is the source of this 1659-nucleotide messenger RNA. Its product is annotated as hexose transporter. Gene Ontology annotation, molecular function: carbohydrate:proton symporter activity. The transcript has 8 exons. The record is from RefSeq and is a predicted model, not a curated record. Gene Ontology annotation, cellular component: membrane. Gene Ontology annotation, biological process: carbohydrate transport; transmembrane transport. The coding region runs from base 1 to 1659 and encodes 552 amino acids. NCBI's taxonomy places the organism in Eukaryota, Fungi, Basidiomycota, Tremellomycetes, Tremellales, Bulleribasidiaceae.